GUAGUUCCCACAACUGAUUCAUCAAUGGCAAAAUAUUUUUAGAGAUGAGUAUAUGAGCAAUAUAUGGGCUGUUUUUCAUGAUAUAAGAGCAGUGAGUUGUUAUAUUCGAUCAUUUGCUUCCAAUGAGCGUUUUAUCUGCCGUUGACGUGGCCGACCUGAAGAACUACAAAACCUAACCGGAAGUAGUCAAAGUAGUAUUUUGUCAGCUGCACAGAAGAGAUGAGACUUCUCCUCCGCUCCUCUUCCACCUUUAGGACUUUAUUUUCUCAGAGGCCUUUGAUAAACCCCCAGAGGCUUCGAGAACUGAGUGGUGCAGGGAUGCGUCUGGUGCAGUUUCAACGCCGUGGAGAUGUGGGAGGCAUCAGGGUGGGAGUGGAGCUGGCUGAGGGGCUCGGUGUAGUGGAUCUGAAGGCGUUUGACCCCUCGAUGCCUGCGACCAUGAGAGAGCUGCUGGAGCUGGGAGACGAGGGAAUGCAGCAUGCACAGAGGGCUGUGUCGUCUGGUCAGUGUGUGUUGGAGCGCUCAGACAUCCAGCUGCUAUCCCCUGUUUUGGCUCCAGAGAAGGUGGUGUGUGUGGGUAUGAAUUACAGAGACCACUGUCUGGAGCAGAAUGCCCCCAUCCCUAAAGAGCCAAUCGUUUUCAGCAAAUUCCCCAGCGCCAUCACUGGGCCGUUUGACGACAUCCUGCUUCCUUCAGAGAGCCAGGAGGUGGAUUGGGAGGUGGAGUUGGCAUUUGUGAUUGGACGAAAAGGAAAACACAUCAAGGAGGAAGACGCUCUCUCUUAUGUGGCUGGGUUCACUGUGGCCAAUGACGUCAGUGCGCGGGACUGGCAGAUGAAGCGCAACGGGAAGCAGUGGCUGCUGGGAAAAACGUUUGACAGCUUCUGUCCUCUUGGCCCUGCAUUAGUGACCACUGAUGCUGUGAAAGACCCUCACAACCUUGGCGUCCGCUGUCUGGUCAACGGAGACACAGUCCAGAGCAGCAACACGGAUCAGAUGAUCUUUAAGACGGAGGCACUGGUGGCCUGGGUCUCAAAGUUUGUGACAUUGACUCCAGGCGAUGUGUUCCUGACAGGUACUCCUCCAGGAGUGGGAGUGUUCAAAAAUCCACCCGUCUUCCUCAAGACAGGAGACAUUGUGGAGUGCCAGAUUGACCAGAUAGGCUCCAUAAUCAACAAAGUGGUCUAAACUCAACCUGCUGAAAAAACAAUCGCUGUAGGAUGGCCGGCUACACUGCACUUCUGAUCGACUGUUUCAUAAUAUUCACUGAAUGUUUUAUGUUUUCGUUCUGGGCAAAUGUGUGAAAAAUGCUGCAAAUGUAUACAAACGUUUGUGUCAUGAUUAAAGUUGUCUUCGUGAUACUGCUGUAAUCAGGGGUUGACAAACAUAUGGUGUUUUUAAUAUGUAAAACAAUGUAAUUAUGUGACUCAACAUGAGGCGCUCGACCCCAGUUAUUGAGUCAUCACAGGCAGUAAAAAUACCCUCUUAUCAAGAGCGGCUUACUCACACGAUACAGAGGGCACUGUGAACCUCCUCACCCUUUUUAAAAUGAACCAAAAACAAGUGUUUCUAAUUCUAAUGUUUCAGAUUCAGGGGGAUAUAUUGUAUAAAGAAUGUUUACCUCAGAGGACCCAGACCGCCCCAUCUUAAAAUAAAUCCAAAGUUCUCCGGAAUGAUAAGUAUUUAAUUAAACUGGUAAUGUGCCAUCAUCAGAAUUUGCCCCUUUCACUGCCUGGGAGAAAGUUCUUUAUUAAUCUGAUGAAUGUGUUUGCUUCAUUGUUCUGUAAAUCUCUAAAGGUUACAAACUUUUACAUCGACAGAGACAACUUUAGAGAAAUCAUCAAGUAUCUCUCCAUUUAAAUUCUUCUGUCGUAUGAUGAGGUGAACUGUUUGACCAUUUAAUGACUUACAAUAUCCUGCCGUGUGUGUGUCAGACUGCACACGGCAUGGUGAGACGGGUUAAUGGUCUUUCUGAAGGACACUUGGACAUGCAAAUAACAAGACCUACUAUGACACAUCAGCCAAAUUUACAUGAUGGAAUUUUUUCCACAUGUAAAAACAGAAUUAAUGUCUUCGGUCAAUCAGAUACUUUAUAUUCAGAGAGAUUGUUGGCAUAUGUUAAUCUGAAUCAUGAAAAAUCAAACCACUUCACCCCCCACCGACAGAUUUCUCUUUACCCUUUGAGAAAACCUUUUUUUUUUUCUGCAAGAUUAUUGGGUUGUUGCAUAUUUUAAAAAUAACAUCAGUUUUAAAGCUGAAAGUAAUUCACUUUAAAACGAAUGUACAGCCAUAUUUGGACAUAUAUGAAGAUGAUGCAGGAGUGUGUUGAAACUUUUUGAAAGGUGUUUAUUCAAAGUACAAUAAUUUUGGAGGAUAUUGUUUGUGAUGCGGUUGGAGUGAACUGUGUUAAAAUAAAAGGUGUUGGAAUAAAA
Notolabrus celidotus (New Zealand spotty) is the source of this 2432-nucleotide messenger RNA. RefSeq names its product fumarylacetoacetate hydrolase domain containing 2A (gene fahd2a). Lineage: Eukaryota; Metazoa; Chordata; Actinopteri; Labriformes; Labridae. The transcript has 8 exons. Gene Ontology annotation, molecular function: hydro-lyase activity. The coding region runs from base 220 to 1188 and encodes 322 amino acids. The record is from RefSeq and is a predicted model, not a curated record.